Messenger RNA from Endocarpon pusillum Z07020, 555 nucleotides. RefSeq lists its product as uncharacterized. The record is from RefSeq and is a predicted model, not a curated record. Gene Ontology annotation, molecular function: transmembrane transporter activity. NCBI's taxonomy places the organism in Eukaryota, Fungi, Ascomycota, Eurotiomycetes, Verrucariales, Verrucariaceae. Gene Ontology annotation, biological process: transmembrane transport. The transcript is spliced from 2 exons. Bases 1 to 555 code for a protein of 184 amino acids.
AUGAAACUCAACACGAGAUUUCGCAAGGAGACUAAGGUCAACAACGACCCUGCCCACGCAAAGCAGGUGAAUCCCGAUUCCACUCAAUCUGGAGAUGGAGAAGAAGUUCGAGAGACAGGCGCAUUGUCUGAAAAUGGUCCGGUGAACCGUCUCUCGAAGAAAAAUCUUACCCUGGUCAUUGCUGCCUUGUGUUUAGCUGUCUUCUGUCAAGCACUAGAUACCACCAUUAUCGCAACUGCAAUCCCACGCAUCACUGACGAGUUCAGCUCACUCGAUGAUGUUGGCUGGUACGGCUCAGGGUAUCUCCUUGCUAACUGUGCCUCUUUGUUGUCAUAUGGAAAGCUUUACAACCUUUUUCCUGUCCAAUGGGUGUUCCUAGGGGCAUUGGGCGUGUUCGAGCUCGGCAGUCUUGUAUGCGGUGCGACACCAUCAUCGGUCGGUCUAAUCAUGGGGCGAGUUAUUCAGGGCAUUGGCGCGGGCGGAUUACUUUCUGGUGGAACCCUGAUUAUUGCUGCAACUGUACCUCUGACAGUGUAUCCACUCAAUUCAAUUUAG